Podospora pseudocomata is the source of this 612-nucleotide messenger RNA. RefSeq lists its product as uncharacterized. The coding region runs from base 1 to 612 and encodes 203 amino acids. The record is from RefSeq and is a predicted model, not a curated record. The transcript has 3 exons. Lineage: Eukaryota; Fungi; Ascomycota; Sordariomycetes; Sordariales; Podosporaceae. Gene Ontology annotation, molecular function: oxidoreductase activity.
AUGCCUAGCAACUUGAACUUUGUCGAGGCUGCUUCGCUGAAUGCGCUUUACGGGUUGAAGUCUUUGAAGAAGGGCCAGUGGGUUGUUACUCAGGGCACUGGUGGCGUUAGUUUGUUCGCCUUGCAGUUCGCCAAGGCUGUUGGCGCCCAUAUCAUCGCUACGACAUCGACCGCUGAGAAGGCAGAGAUGCUUAAGAAGCUUGAAGCCGACCGUGUUAUUAACUACAGGGAGGAUGUUAACUGGGGUGAGACUGCCCGCAAGUUGACCCCUGGCGGUGAAGGUGUGGAGCAUGUUAUCGAGGUCGGUGGUGCCGAUACUUUCACCCAGAGCUUGAGCGCCAUCAAGAUGGAGGGUGUCAUUUCUGUUAUCGGUUCCCUCGGUAAUGUGGCGCCCAAGGAUAAUAUUCUCGAGACUCUUUAUCGAGUCUGUACUGUUCGUGGCGUCUAUGUCGGGUCCCGCGAGCAGCUUGAGGCUAUGGUCGCUGAGAUUGAGAAGCACGACAUUCACCCCGUUAUGGAUAGGACUGUGUUCACGCUGGAGAAGGCCAAGGAGGCCUAUGAAUACAUGUCGGCCAUGAAGCACACUGGCAAGAUCCCCAUCACCAUCGAGUAA